UUAUUCGAUGGCGAAUCUGCCUCAGAAUUAAUUGAUAAAUAUGGUAUUCCUGGUAAGUUACUAGGUGAAGGUGCAGGCGGUUCAGUUUCUGUUGUCGAAAGACCUUCUGACGGAAAACUAUUUGCUGUUAAACUAUUUAGACCAAAAAAUCAAAGAGAAUCUAUUAAUGAUUAUAACAAAAAAAUUACAAGCGAGUUUAUGAUUGGUUCAACUUUACAUCAUGAAAAUGUCAUUGAAACUUUUGAUCUAUUAAAAGAAUCAAAAAUUAAAAUCUUGAUUGUUAUGGAAUAUUGCCCCUUUGAUUUUUUUACAAUCGUCAUGAGUGGAUUAAUGGGUAAACACGAAAUCUUUUGUUAUUUCAAACAAAUUCUUGAAGGCGUUAAAUAUUUACAUUCAAUGGGUUUGGCUCAUAGAGAUUUGAAACUCGAUAAUUGUGUUGUCAAUAAAUAUGGUAUAUUGAAAUUAAUCGAUUUUGGUUCUGCAAUAGUAUUCAGAUACCCCUUUGAGGAUGAUAUUGUAAAAUGUAAAGGAAUUGUCGGUUCUGAUCCUUAUUUGGCCCCAGAAGUUUUAACCCAAAGAUAUUAUAAUCCAACUCCAAGUGAUAUCUGGUCUGUUGCAAUUAUUUAUUGUUGUAUGAUCUUAAAACGAUUCCCAUGGAAAUGUCCCCGAUUAACUGAUAGCUCUUUCAAAAAUUUUGCUACAAUGCCUGAUAAUUUUGAUCCAGCUAUUAGAGAUGAGAAUGGAAAUGUUAUUAUUCCCAAAUCAAAGACAAGAGGCCCAUAUAAAUUACUACGUCUUUUGCCACAUGCUUCAAGGGAAUUAAUAGGUAGAAUGUUGGAUUUAAAUCCUGAAACAAGAAUUACCUUGAAAGAAGUUUUUGAAAGUGAAUGGUUAAAUAACAUUGAUCACUGUCAUUGUCUUACAAAAGAUGAUAUAAAAUUUUUGAAAACUUAUUACAAAGGUAAAAAUCAUAGACAUCAUUUAAUAACCGAAGAUGAU
Ascoidea rubescens DSM 1968 is the source of this 999-nucleotide messenger RNA. It is a transcript of the gene RTK1, whose product is annotated as putative serine/threonine protein kinase RTK1. Gene Ontology annotation, biological process: intracellular signal transduction; protein phosphorylation. The annotation marks the transcript as partial. The record is from RefSeq and is a predicted model, not a curated record. The transcript is spliced from 2 exons. Gene Ontology annotation, molecular function: ATP binding; protein serine/threonine kinase activity. NCBI's taxonomy places the organism in Eukaryota, Fungi, Ascomycota, Saccharomycetes, Ascoideales, Ascoideaceae.